This is a messenger RNA of Miniopterus natalensis, 2192 nucleotides long. The record is from RefSeq and is a predicted model, not a curated record. NCBI's taxonomy places the organism in Eukaryota, Metazoa, Chordata, Mammalia, Chiroptera, Miniopteridae.
CCGGCUGGAUAAGGGCUCAGAGUUGCACUGAGUGUGGCUGGAGCAGCGAGGCGCGAGUGGAGCGCGCGGACUCAGGGAGACGGGCAGAGCAGUCGGGCGGGCAGCACAGCCCCAGCUGCAAACCUCGUCUUCUCCUCCGCUUGCUCACCAACUGCCCAGAGCUAGCGCCUGUGCUCCUGGGCUGGUGUUUGGGGGAGCGUCCGAAGAGCCCCUUCUCCAGCCGCCCCCCGGAGGAGCGCCCCGCUUGCCCGGGAGCCGCUGACAGCGCGGAGAGCGGCGACUGUCGCCCGAAUAAGUCCGGCGAGCCGCUGCGGCGGCAAAGAACUUUCCUCGCCUGGAGGACGGGGGACAAGUGGCCCCUGGGUCCCGGAGCGAACUUUUGCGAAGCUUUUCUCCGCCCGAAGCUGCCGAGGUGGCCGUAAAGAAAAGCGGGCCGCUGAGAGAGGCGCGCGAGGAGGGACGAGCGCUCAGCUCCGUUCACACGGGUCGCUGAACUUGGGGGAGCGCGAGCCGCAGCCGCCGGGCGCCCCCUCCCUCUCGCAGCGGAGGAGGGGACAGUCGUCGGAGUCCGGGCGGCGGAGACUCGCCGCCGGCCGACCCGCCGUGGGGUUCGCGCUGAGCGCCGCCUCCGGGAGACCCGCUGUCGCCGGGACGCGCGUUCGUUCGCGGGCUCCGAGAAGCCGCUGCGCGGAGGUGCGCCCUGGGAGUGACCGCGACUUUUCAAAGCCGGCGGCGCGCGGGAGCGGACAAGUAAGAGUGCGGGCGGCGUCUUAACCCUGCGUUCCCCGGCGCGAACCGGCGAGGAGGGCGCAGAGGGGAGGACCGCCGGCGGGUGCGCGCGCUCCUAGAGAAACUUUUCUUGCCAAAGGCCCCGGGAGGCGCGGGUGUCCCCCGCUUGCCAGCGCGCUGUUGCGGCCCCGAAACUUCAGCGCGCAGCCCAAACUAAUCCCACUGGAAGUGACGGACUGUUCUAUGACUGCAAAGAUGGAAACGACCUUCUACGACGAUGCCCUCAACGCCUCGUUCCUCCAGUCCGAGAGCGGCGCCUACGGCUACAGUAACCCCAAGAUCCUGAAACAGAGCAUGACCCUGAACCUGGGCGAUCCGGUGGGCAGCCUGAAGCCUCACCUCCGGGCCAAGAACUCUGACCUCCUCACCUCGCCCGACGUGGGGCUGCUCAAACUGGCCUCGCCCGAGCUGGAGCGCCUGAUAAUCCAGUCCAGCAACGGGCACAUCACCACCACGCCGACCCCCACCCAGUUCCUGUGCCCCAAGAACGUGACGGACGAGCAGGAGGGCUUCGCGGAGGGCUUCGUGCGCGCCCUGGCCGAACUGCACAGCCAGAACACGCUGCCCAGCGUCACGUCGGCGGCGCAGCCGGUCGGCGGGGCGGGCCUGGUGGCUCCAGCGGUGGCUUCGGUGGCGGGCGGCAGCGGCAGCGGCCAGCAGCAGCAGCCGCCGCAGCCGCCGCACCACCUGCCCCAGCAGAUCCCCGUGCAGCACCCGCGGCUGCAGGCUCUGAAGGAGGAGCCGCAGACGGUCCCUGAAAUGCCGGGGGAAACACCGCCCCUGUCCCCCAUCGACAUGGAGUCCCAGGAGCGGAUCAAGGCGGAGAGGAAGCGCAUGAGGAACCGCAUUGCUGCCUCCAAGUGCCGGAAAAGGAAGCUGGAGAGAAUCGCCCGGCUGGAGGAAAAAGUGAAAACCUUGAAAGCGCAGAACUCGGAGCUGGCGUCUACAGCCAACAUGCUCAGGGAACAGGUGGCACAGCUUAAACAGAAAGUCAUGAACCACGUUAAUAGCGGGUGCCAACUCAUGCUAACGCAGCAGUUGCAAACGUUUUGAGGAGAGACUGUCGGGGGCUGAGGGGCAACGGAGAAAAAAAAAAUAACAGAGACAGACUUGAGAACUUGACAAGGUGCGAGAGAGAAAGAGAGAGAGUAAAGAAGUGUCCGAAGACUAAAGCCAAGGGUAUCCAGUUGGACUGGGUUGCGUCCUGACGGCGCCCCCAGUGUGCACGAGUGGGAAGGACUUGGCGCGCCCUCGCUUGGCGCGAAGCCAGGGAGCGGCCGCCUGCGGGCUGCCCCGCUUUGCGGACUGGCUGUCCCAGCGCAAACAGGACGUUAGACUUUUCUUUAACAUUGACCAAGAACUGCAUGGACCUAACAUUCGAUCUCAUUCAGUAUUAAAAGGGG